CCGGCGGGAUGGCGGAGGAGGGGGCCGUGGCUGUGUGCGUGCAGGUGCGGCCGCUCAACAGCAGAGAAGAAGCCCUUGGAGAAGAGACCCAAGUUUACUGGAAAACUGACAAUAAUGCUAUUUAUCAAGUUGAUGGGAGUAAAUCCUUUAAUUUUGAUCGUGUCUUUCAUAGUAAUGAAACUACUAAAAACGUGUAUGAAGAAAUAGCAGUACCGAUCAUAGACUCUGCUAUCCAAGGCUACAAUGGUACUAUCUUUGCCUGUGGGCAGACUGCUUCAGGAAAAACUUACACUAUGAUGGGGUCAAAAGAAUAUUUGGGUGUAAUACCCAGGGCGAUUCAUGACAUUUUCCAAAAAAUUAAGAAGUUUCCUGAUAGGGAAUUUCUCUUACGUGUGUCUUACAUGGACAUCUACAAUGAGACCAUCAUAGACGUCCUCUGUGACACGCAAAAAAUGAAGCGUUGA
Messenger RNA from Talpa occidentalis (Iberian mole), 464 nucleotides. RefSeq names its product centromere-associated protein E-like. Bases 9 to 464 code for a protein of 151 amino acids. Gene Ontology annotation, biological process: microtubule-based movement; mitotic cell cycle. Gene Ontology annotation, molecular function: plus-end-directed microtubule motor activity; microtubule binding; ATP binding. Gene Ontology annotation, cellular component: microtubule. The transcript has a single exon. NCBI's taxonomy places the organism in Eukaryota, Metazoa, Chordata, Mammalia, Eulipotyphla, Talpidae. The record is from RefSeq and is a predicted model, not a curated record.